AGAAGAAGAAAAAGUAGAGCUACUUAACCAAAAAAAAACAGAGCAACUCUGAGUGUUUGAAACUUUUUACACUCUUUUCAAAAGUUUAAAGUGAGAAAAGAAGAAAAAAGCUUUAACCUUUUAGAUGGGUUGUUGUAAAGAGGAAGAACCAAAAUGGUUGUGGGUUAAUGGACCUAUAAUAGUAGGUGCAGGUCCUUCUGGUUUAGCAGUAUCAGCUUGUCUUAAAGAAAAUGGAGUCCCUUCACUCAUUCUUGAGAGAAGUGAUUGUAUUGCUUCUUUAUGGCAACAUAAAACUUAUGAUCGCUUAAAACUUCAUCUUCCUAAACAAUUCUGUCAACUCCCGUUGUUUGAUUUCCCAGAAAAUUUCCCAAAAUACCCCACAAAACACCAGUUCAUUUCUUACCUUGAGUCUUAUGCCAAACACUUUUCUAUCACCCCCAAGUUCAAACAGAGUGUUAAAGUUGCAGAAUUUGAUGGAGUCUGUGGGUUUUGGAAAGUACAAACUCAAGAUUUUCAGUAUUUGUCGAAAUGGUUGAUUGUUGCAACAGGGGAAAAUGCAGAGGCAGUUAUACCAGAAAUUCCAGGGAUUGAUAAGUUUAAAGGAAGAGUAAUGCAUACAAGUGUUUAUAAAUCUGGUACUGAGUUUAUUAAUCAAAGGGUUUUGGUAAUUGGUUGUGGAAAUUCUGGUAUGGAAGUUAGCUUAGACCUCUGUAGACAUAACGCCAUUCCUCAUAUGGUGGUCAGAAAUUCUGUGCAUAUUUUACCUAGGGAAAUGUUAGGAAUAUCAACAUUUUCAAUAGCUAUGGCCCUUCUAAAAUGGAUGCCUUUAAGAAUAGUUGAUAAGUUGUUAUUACUAGUUGCUAACUUAACCUUAGGUAGCACUGAUAAAUUAGGUCUCCGGCGACCGAAAACCGGCCCGCUUGAACUUAAAAAUGCCACCGGAAAAACACCGGUACUCGACGUUGGAGCAUUAUCACAAAUAAAAACCGGAAAAAUUCAGAUAAUGCCAGGUGUGAAGGAAAUUACUAAAAUAGGAGCAAAAUUUUUAGAUGGCAAAGAAGGAGAAUUUGAUUCAAUAAUCUUAGCAACAGGAUACAAAAGCAAUGUGCCUUCUUGGUUUAAGGGAAGUGAUUUCUUCACAGAGCAAGGGAUGCCAAAAACACCAUUUCCAAAUGGUUGGAAAGGGGAAAAUGGAUUAUAUACAGUGGGAUUUACAAGAAGAGGAAUAUUAGGGACUGCAAAUGAUGCAAAAAACAUUGCCAGGGACAUAAGUGAACAAUGGAGAGAAUUCAAGGGCUUCUGUAAAAACUUUUGUACUACGAAAAAUCUAUCAGAUAACCAAGGCAUAUGUUUUUAGCCUUUUUAGUUACAGAGUUAGAUGAUAGUUAAAUUUUCCAAAAAAGGGUCUCAAGUUUUGGAAAAAGUAGUUAGAGGGUUCAUAAAAUGUAAUUUUAGUUCUUCAAUAUUUUCAACAAGAGGAAAGUUCAUCCUUCUAUCUUGUCGUUUUUCCUAUUCUCUUUGUAAAUUAAUCAAAUUUUUUCUAUGUAAUUUUCUGAUUUUUUAAAAAUAUUUUUUUACAUAAUACCUUUUCAUUUUUCAAAUUGAUCAAAAUAUUGGUGGCUCUGCUACUACAAUUGUUCAAUGUUA
This is a messenger RNA of Solanum lycopersicum (tomato), 1647 nucleotides long. RefSeq names its product flavin monooxygenase (gene FZY). The record is from RefSeq and is marked provisional. Gene Ontology annotation, biological process: auxin biosynthetic process. Gene Ontology annotation, molecular function: NADP binding; flavin adenine dinucleotide binding; N,N-dimethylaniline monooxygenase activity. NCBI's taxonomy places the organism in Eukaryota, Viridiplantae, Streptophyta, Magnoliopsida, Solanales, Solanaceae.